Osmia bicornis bicornis is the source of this 11399-nucleotide messenger RNA. RefSeq names its product semaphorin-1A (gene Sema1a). Gene Ontology annotation, biological process: neural crest cell migration; semaphorin-plexin signaling pathway; negative chemotaxis. Bases 957 to 3272 code for a protein of 771 amino acids. The record is from RefSeq and is a predicted model, not a curated record. The transcript has 9 exons. Lineage: Eukaryota; Metazoa; Arthropoda; Insecta; Hymenoptera; Megachilidae. Gene Ontology annotation, molecular function: chemorepellent activity; semaphorin receptor binding.
UUGAAAAUCGACGCUUGCCCGGUGUCUCCUGCGUGUACCGCGUCCCUUCUCUCCUCUCGAUUUCCUUCCCCUUUUUCCAUCCAGUGGCCCUUAUCCCGUGUACCGGCGGCGCCUCUUGCUCCAAUCCACGUGCAUAAGAGAUAUACGUAGGUGUGCGUGUACCAGAGUGCGCGCAAGUGUACGCACACGCGAUCCUCUUUCGAUAUAGGUGCGUGAAUCGCGAUUGCGCGCUCCGACUCUCCGUACGGCGACUGGCGCGCAGUCUGGUGGGGGGACGCGUCACCUGUCGGGGUGCUGCGCGCCGCCAGUGUAUCGGCGACCGUCCUUGGGUGCGGGUCGUGUCGUUUGCGUAGUCCCUUUAACGGACAAGUGAGACUGGCACAGUGUACCGAGAGAGAGAGAGAGAGAGAGAGAGACACACGCAUACAUACACACGUGUUCGCCGAGUCGUUGUCCUACCUCGAUCGCGUAUAUACUCGCGUUUUCUCUCUCGCUUCCAAAGUUCGCCGAUUUUUCUUCCGCUUCUUUUCGCCGGUUUUUCGAACACGUCGAGGUGCGUGCUCGCACGCCAGCUUCGGUGCCGUGGAUGUGCGCGGUCAGGAAGCCGGUUGUCCGCAAGGAAACAUGCGUGAGCAGAGCUGGAGGACAACGACUGCGACAACGACGAGGAACACGCUGCACGUGACUGCGGCACCCUCGCACGUUCUACUGCAGUGAGUGGAGCGAAAGGGAGGGAAAAGAGAGUGUGAUAGAAACACGUCCUUUCUCCUUCCGUUUUCACGUCGAAGUCUGUGCUUGACGGGGAAUAAAAAUUAGAAAUAAAAAAGUAAAGAGUGCCGGUGAUUGGUGCGAUUAUUCGUGAGUUAACCCGAGGUUCUUUCUUUGCGUGAUCCGCUCUCGGAGAAGACUACGAAUCCUGGCACGUUUUCGGCGUCGCUCGAACCAGCCGAGAGAAGAUGAGGCGUACCAUCUUGGAUACGAGGAUGCACCCGGUGUUAUCCUGCUGGUGCGUCGUCGCCACCGUCAGCCUCGUCCUUGCAGCGUGGCAGGAAAACAUCAGGCCGAAGAUGUACGUCCAGCUGGGUGCGGAAGAUGUGUUCAGGUUUACGGGGAACGAGACGCACACAGACUACUUUCGGCUGAUGCUACGGGACGGGAACUAUCUUCUGGUCGGCGGAAGAAAUCUUGUGCACAACCUGAGCCUGACCGACUUAACCGAGCAGCAGAGGCUGACUUGGUACUCGACCGACAGCGACGUAAAAAUGUGCCUGGUUAAGGGCACGCCCGAGGAAAACUGUCAAAAUUACAUUCGCAUUCUCGUGAAGACAGAUACGAGCACGUUGCUGGUGUGCGCGACGAACGCGUUCAAGCCAAUGUGUCGCGAUUACGCGGUGCAGCCAGGCAAUUACACGAUGUUGAAGGAGAAGGGUGGACAGGCAAGGUGUCCCUACGACCCACGUCACAACAGCACCUUCGUCUACGUAGACGGGGAGCUUUACACCGGUACAGUGGCAGAUUUCGCGGGGAUGGAUCCCAUCAUCUACAGGGAACCCCUGCAAACUGAGCAGUACGACUCGAAGAGCCUGAAUGCGCCGAACUUUGUCAGCUCCAUGGCCCAGGGAGACUUUGUCUAUUUCUUCUUCAGGGAGACCGCCGUGGAAUAUAUCAAUUGCGGCAAGACCGUCUAUUCUCGCGUGGCGAGGGUGUGUAAAUACGACCGUGGUGGUCCGCAUCGAUACCGCAACAGAUGGACCUCGUUCCUAAAGUCUCGUCUCAAUUGCUCCGUCACCGGAGACUUUCCUUUCUACUUCAAUGAAAUACAAUCAACGACGGAACUGAUAUCGGGUCAGUACGGCAAUACGUCGGCCCAGCUGAUAUACGGAACGUUCACCACACCGGUGAACAGCAUCAGCGGAUCGGCUGUUUGCGCAUUCUCCUUGCAGGACAUCACCGACGCGUUCAAGGGUAACUUCAAGGAGCAGAGCGCCAUCAACUCGAACUGGUUACCCGUGCAGAGCGGCAAGGUACCCGAACCGAGACCCGGACAGUGCGUAAACGACUCUCACGCAUUGCCUGACCUGACCCUCAACUUUAUCCAUACGCACUCCCUCAUGGACGAGCUGGUGCCGAGCUUCUUCGGGCAGCCCAUAGUCAUCCGCACCAGCUUCCAUUACAGAUUCACGCAGAUUGCUGUGGAUCCCCAGGUGAAGACGCCAGGUGGUAAAACAUACGACGUGUUGUUCAUCGGCACCGACAACGGGAAGGUGAUCAAAGCGAUAAACGCAGAGUCAGCUGACACUCAUCUGAAGGUCAGCCCGGUGGUGAUCGAGGAGAUACAGGCGUUUCCUCCGACGGUGCCGGUGCGCGGUAUCAAAGUGGUGAGAGCAUCUCAAGCUGGAGAUGGUUUGGAGGAUGGCCGGCUGGUCGUGAUAGCCGAUAGUCAGGUACAGGCCCUCAGGCUGCACCGGUGCUACAGCGACAGGAUCUUGUCGUGCGGCGAGUGCGUGGCCUUACAGGAUCCCUACUGUGCUUGGGACAAGGUGGAGGGCAAGUGCAGGGCCCUGGUCGGACCAGCAGCCACCGAUGCGAGCAGAUUCCUUCAGAGCGUCGCGACUGGUUUGCACGCUUCUUGCCCCCCGAGCAAAAGUCUGAGCAAGGAAACGGGUAGCGUCGGUGCCAUCUCUGCGAACCAGAAUAAAUUCCCCCAGGACUCGAUGAUCCCCAACAAAGACAGUCCCGGAGGAGAGAUCAUCAACAUCAUGCACGACGAGGAACAGGAUAAUUCAGGUCCAGAAGUGUCCGCGGCAGACUCACCGCCGCCGCAGUACUCCGUUGAAACUCUUGUAAUGGCUGUGGUGGCUGGUGCAUUGGCAGCUUUGCUGGUCGGUUUCGUGGCAGGUUAUCUGUGUGGCCGAAAGUGCAGAAAGGACGAGGACGACAAUCUGCCAUACCCAGACACGGAGUACGAAUAUUUCGAGCAACGACAAAACGUGAACAGCAGGUUAGCGCCAGAGCCAAAAUUGUUGCCUCAGGAGGAAGUGACGUACGCGGAGCCGGUGUUGGUUCCCCAGCCUCCAAAGUCACACUCCCCGAAGGGCACGAUGCGGAAACCACCACCAACACCGACGGAAACGCUGUUCCAAUUUCCAGACGGUUACGGGUUCCGUGGUCCGAGGGAUAAUUUCGGUACCUUACGGUCCCACCAGGGCGACGCGUAUCGGCGCAACGACGGGUUCGCGACCACCCGUAGCGUGAAGAAGGUUUAUCUCUGAGAAACGAGCGAGGAGGGAGGUGGCCGUCACCGGAGCUUAGGACGGCCAGCACGCAAUCGGCACAACGCGACGACAGCGGGAAGGAGUAGUCGCGCUGUGACGUCCGGAGGACAGUCGAAUCGCGAGCUCGCGGGCCCGAGGGCGCUAGAAUCACCUACGCCGCCCUCAAGCGUUUCGUCCAGUUCUCCGUCACCUCCCUCCUCGUCACCUUCGCCCACCCUCGUACCGAUCGCCAUGAGCGGUGGUUCACCGCCGCCGCCAACACCGCCCUGCAGUUUCAUUUAUCGGUCAUAGUCGUCGUCGUCGUCGGUGUCGGCCUCCUCACCGCCGCCGUCGUACUCUGCUUCUUGUUACGCGACGCCAGCAGCCGGGACACCGUUCUACGGUCCUACUGCUCGUUGCGAUCCUUUGUAAUUAAACGCGCGCGAUUCGAUAUCCCGAGACGCGCGCGGCACGUUCUAACACGUUCCCGAAUUUUUCCGUUUCGUUGCCAGUUCCUUGCGUUACGUUCGCUUACAGUCCUCGUUUUCGUUGCAUUUCACACGGUCAGGUGUCGUCUACGGCGCGACGAGAGUCCCGACCGACGGGAGGAUAACAUGGAAGAAUUCUCCCGCGUUUCUACGAUCAGAGAAUUCGCCAGGAUAACCAGCGACGUCGCGAUCUCCGUCGAUUUUUUAAAUCGAUCGUUCCCUCCCGAAAAAUAAAGCGCGUCUAUAGUAUUACGGCAAGGUUUCUUCUCGUGAAGUCAAUUAAAAGAGACUAUCGUCGGACUCGACUUGCGAUUUUUCUAAUGUUGUAAUAUUUAACGCGAGUGAUCGACAGUGCCAUUAUUGUUCGCGUAAUACUAUCGCGUGCCUCUUGAAAUUUGCGUUAACGGAUGAAUCUGGGUGUCUUGCUCGAUCGAGGUAACGAGGAAAUUUCGCUCGUCGACGAGGAAACGGAUAAAUAGAGGAAGGUGAAAACUUGUGUAUGCGUGUGUAUUUAUUAUCGGACUAGACACCGUGACCGUAGGGACACGAUCGUUGCACCCUGUACCGAUCGCGGAGAUCGCCACGUUGCCUUUUGGGGAUGGCUCGGUUGAUCGAAAAACAAGACUCUCUUACCCGCGGUCCGAGAGAAACAGUUCAGAUACCGUCGAGAGUAUUCCUAAGUUUUUGUCGUACCUUUCGGAAACGCGCAUUUCAUCGGCUGCACAUAUACGAGAGGAGAGCAAGGAGAGAGACUUCCUUCGACGAAGGAACAUGAAGAGAGAGGAGAGAAAGAGAAGGAAAGAAGAAAGAGAGGAGCGAAAGCACACGAGGCUUGUAUGUAAAUAAUACGUAUAUACAAAGAAAAAAAAAAGAUAAAAUAACAUAUACAACGGUUUAAAAGUUAUAUGAGCGGCAGAUGGGAGAUAAUGGAAAGAAAAAUCAGUCCAUCUAAGAGAUCUUGGGCCCGAUGGUACACGUAGACAUCUAUCUUAAAGUGCUUCUUAUUUCAGUGUGUUUAGAAGUAACGCGUAUGUGAUAUAUACUAUAUGACACGAGGUGUUUUUCUAGGCGUUCAGAGAAAGAGGGUUGAGAAAGCGAGAUGAAGAGACGGUGCACAGCAAGAGGGAUGCACACCUGAAUGACUCUAUUUUUUUUUUCUUUUUAUUUUUCCUGUUCGACACGCACACGAUACACCGAGUAUACACAACAAACGGACAGGUACGCUUGUCGCUAGAUUUUUCCUGAUCACUUUGCCAACCGUAUCCGGGUACUUAAAAGCUGAAUAACAAGAAACGUUCAUUUCAAAUUUAUCGUUAACCCAUCGGUUGGCAGAGUGUUGUUACCGAUUUCAUCGGUUACUCGAUCGAUAGAUCGAUGUUCUGAAUCGAAAAACGAAGGCCCGCCCUUAUCACACUGAUCCCCUUGAAACGGUAAGACUGAAAAGAUUCCCCGAAAGGGGCGGGUCCCUCUAUCCGUUCUUAGAGUAACAAUUAGAUCGGCAUCGAACGUGGUUUCCUUUGUCGACACAGUACAAAUAUUCGUCGCGUUCCUUCGAACAGAAUUAUCUCCGGUUUCGCGAGCCACGAAUGCAGGUUUCGAAAAAAUCGCCAUGAAGGGCUCCUGCGAGUUUGAAAAUUGUCAGGAAGGUUUAGGAGAAAGAAAAAGUGUCAUUAAAAUUUGAAUAAAAGAGGGUAGAAGAAAUCUGGCAUUCAACUUGCGAAGCGACAGUUUGACGAUAGAAGGGAACUCGAUUUACACGUACACGCACACACACAGAGACAUUGAACCCACACACAUAGAACACGCGUAUAGACUGAAGGCGUGGAAAUUUCACACGUUUCAAAGCUGCCAUGUAUAAUCGAGCCGACAUUGUUCUGGUCGUUUGCAAAAAAAAAAAAGAAAAAAUGAAAAGAAAAAUAUCCGAUUGUAUGUACCUCCGGUGUAGGUAGCGUAUUUUUAACGGCUUGCUUUCUCGCGUCGUUCGACGAGGUACGAACGUUUUUCUAAGUUUGAUACGACGAAAACGAGAUUCGCGUUUUAUUCCGGUUAAGGUUCAACUGAAACAUCCCUGUUACGUGAUCUUUUUCGCGAAUGGAAGACUCAGGCACGAUACCAAAGAUAUUACUCGUAAACUAGACACACCCGUUGGUCAUUGUGAUGAUGAUGAUGAUGAUGAUGAUGAUAAUUGAAGAGGCGCACAAUACGUUUAGGGAUGGUUGAAGGGCCCCUCGCACAAAAUCGAACCGCAUGAAAAGGUUCGAAGGCAAUGAAACGGCCUCAGAACGAACACAGCAGUUCUUUUACCCUUCGUUCACGCCCCCUUUUCGAAUUUUUAUCCUUUACACGUUUACUGCCCCCUUUGUACAAUUAACCCCUUGGCCUGGCGAUUUUUAUUCCACUUGAGCGCGCUAGAAUUAUUAUUAAUAGCAACGGGACAAACCUAACCCAGUCCUAAUUCGUUGCUUAAACGCGAGAGCCGACGGGAAUAUCUGAAAUACUGUACAUAAUUUUUCUUUGGAAACCGUCGGCGUCGCUAACAGCAUUUGGAAUUUUAAUUAAAAAUUUAAUUACGCCACGAAUAGCAUUUAUUUUAGAGUAUAAUAUAAAACGCGAAUGCCGCUCAACGUUAUAGGCAAGGGGCUAAUAAUACUUACCUCCAUUUUAUGUGUUCAUUGCGAGAUUAAACUUGCUAUUUUUCGUACUUUUAACCGCAAGAAACGGGGGUGUAAACGAAGGGGUCAGAUCGAUUUCAAACGAUCGAACGAAAAAUCGAGGGAAACGGAGAACGUUGGAAUCAAGUAAUGCAUGAAAGGCUGCGAGAGAUAUUUUUCGAAACGAUAGCAGCUUGGAACAAUAAAAACAUGGGACAAAGUUAAUGGAAAUAAGGGUGGGAAAAUUGUGGUAAAGAGGUCAGAAUUCUAUAAUCUUAAUAUUAUUAAAACGAACGUUGAUAAUACUUGUAAUAAAAGUUAAAAAGGGACAAAACGGGGGAGGGAGAAUUCGACGAUGUUAAACGUGUUCAAAGAAGCUCUCGCGCGUUCGUGUUGUUUAAGAAAAAGCCAAUAAGGAACGGAUUCCAUCCAAAAUACAAAAAAAAAAAAAAACAAAGAAAAAAGAAGAUUGAUUCGCAGAGUCGUUUAUUGCGUGAGCGAAUUUUUGUUUCUUUUUUUCUUCCAAUGAUGGUUGAUUGAAUGAAUUCGAGGGAGAAACCUUUCCCAAAAAAAAGUUUCCGUUGUCGAUGCGUCGCGAGAAGCGGGACGCGAUGAUUUUCAUGCAUUAUUUCAUUUCAAUCGCUUAGAAGAGCCCGAAAUCUUCUUUUUUUUUGAUUUUCCUUUUUGGGGUCUGUACAUUUCUAAAGGUAGAGCACGAGAUGAAGCGAAGAAGGAAGAAAAUAUAGAAGGUGGAAACGAGAGAGAAUGCGCGUGUGCUUGAGCGUGGAAAAGUUUAGCCAGUUAUUAUUACGAUUAUAAAUUGAUAAAAAAAAAAAAAUUAGGUAGAAACUCGGAGCGUCCACGUUUUGAUAGGGAACGUCUCCGAUUAGAGAACGCAAGCAUGUAUGGGAGAAGAGAUUUGACGAUGAAAGCUUAGACAUAAGUAGAGGAUUAGCAAACGGUAUAUAUAUAAAUAUAUAAAUAUAUAAAUAAAUAUAAAUAUAAAUAAAAAAUAUAUAUAUAUAGAACGCUUGAAACGUAUAUUAAUAUUAUAACUUUUUAUAAAUAUAUUUUUCCGUCGAAGUCUAGCCUAGUUGGAUACAUACACGGUUAUUAACGACUAUUAAUUUAUCCGAUCUUGAUUAUUAAUAUCGAGGAUCUAGCGUUAAUUCGAACACAUUUUAGACGUCAUAGUUUUACAUGAUAGGCAAACGUUGUACGAAAUUGUAAGCGAAGGGGGGAAGAAUGAUAAAGAUGAAACACAUUAGUACCUAAAGUUAUGAAAAAUUUAACUACUAGCGUUGAGCCAUCGCUGAAAAAGGGUUCCGGUGUCGAUCGUUUCGCGAUCCGUCGAUCAAUAUUUCGUGUAAAUCCUUGGACGAGUGACAUCGUUCGGGGAAAUUGUUAAGAGUGCGAGGUAAACCGAUCGAUAGGAUCGCGGAACGAUCGGAACCGCUCUUUUUCGCGCUUUGUAAUUAAGUGAGAAACAAAAAGAAACAGAACACGAGCGAGAAAAGUUAGCGAUUUAGAUGAGAGGAAUGAGAGAGCGAGAGAGAAUGCGUAUACACGUAUAAAAUAGUCUGACAUUGUACGCGGAACAUUCGUUUCUUUUCUCUUCUUCUUGUUUCCUCUUGGUUUUGCCAGAGAAGAAGAUAGAGUGUGAAUGAAAAAGAGAAAGAAACGGGAUUUAAGUAAAAGAACGAGAGCCCUAGGUUCUUCUACGCACGAAAUCCACCCCCGUAAAAAGAAUGAAAUAUGUUUCACUACGACUGUCGGGUUCUCGUUCGUUGCGCUGAUUACCGCAUCUAACGCUAAUUAAUAAUUACCGAUAACUACCAAGUAAUAAUCAUACUGUUAACUAAAGAAAAAAAAAAAAUGAAAGGGAAGUAAUAAAAGAUCGCGAUAAUGCCGGAUGGUGAUUUUUAAAAAGGAUGAAAGAAAGAAAGGGAAAAAAAAAAGAAAGAAAACGAAGGACACUAUAUAGGUAUUUAUUAUCAACGACAAAGUAACGAGAACGUAACACGUAUUUUGCUUCUUCCUAAUACAGUGCCGUUUACGCUAUUUUUUACUGUAACUGAUAGAGAAACAAAAGAAGAAAUUCGGCCAAGGGGUGUGCGCGCGGCAUACCAAGAGGGGGUGAACGUGUCGCCACCCUUUCAACAAAAUAAACCGCGAAACUGUGUGUGCGUACGUGUAUGUGUGUGCGUGAGAGAAAGAGAGUAUGCGAAUGAAAGUAACAAAGUACGAAAGAGCAAGAGCUUUGUGGAAAAAUCCUUCGAAAUAUGCGACUCUGGCCCGUUUGAUCAACCUGUAAAAAAGAAUGAAGAAAAAUCGAGGCCGAUUAGUCGAUACUCGUAGCGCUUUGUUAACGACACUGCGGUUCCUUUUUGGAGCGUGUUCGCGUAACUCGUGAAAUAUCGUAGAAUUUACGUCCUCGUCCGUCACGAAACAGCCGAACUUGCUCUCCGUUCAAUCUCGACUAAUUCGCCUCCCUUUUUUAUCCGCGCUGACAUUUCUGUCCCUUUGCUCGGCCGAGCACAUCCACUGUCAAUUAUACAAGGAACUAAGCGGCGUAAUUUUUAGUCGUUCAGUCGCGUAAUUCUUGCAAACUCUCCCCUGUCUUGUAAACUUUUUCUUCCCGGUUCUUUAGUACGGCGAAAAAAAAAAAAAAAAAACGGGCUACCUAAAACGGCCGCGACGCAAAGGGACAGAAAUAUCUGAUUUUCUUCUUCUCGAUGGAACGAACGGAGUCACGAUUCGAGGAGGAAAGGGAACGAAAAGGGCCUUUCGCUCUUGCGCGAUUCGAGACGAAGAGAGAAUGCGAAUCAGAAUGUAUGGGAGAAAUGAGAAAGAGAAAUUUUUUCACGCGACGUUCCAAUGCCGCGAGAAAUUCCAUUUGUUCAAGGCGCUUCUCGGCACGAGGUUCGCCGCAAGAGGGGUCGUAAUCGAUUUUUAAAAAAAGAAUAUAUAGUAACCGGGAGGAUGAAUAAUAAUUAAUGAUAAUAUUAAUAAUACUAAUAAUAACUGCAUUAAUACCGACGGUAUAUUAUUGCCGAUAAUUAUAUUAUAAUAAUACUCUUUAUAAACGCAGAGGAGAGUGAUCGAUGAACGAAUGAAAGAACGAAAGAACGAAAGAGAGAAAGGAAUGGAAAAUGAUGAAAGAACGAGAGAUAAGUAGUGUUUUUUUCGCAGUAGGCUGACGGUAGAGACACGGCACGUCUAAUAUUAACGAACAAAUUUAAAAAAAAAAUAAUAAUAAUGAUAAUGAUAAUUAAAAAAGUAAAGUAAAAAAAAAAAAAAUAUCAUAACGCGAAAAAAAGGUACUGUAGUGAUUUACUAUCGGCUGACACGUAGUGUGAAUGCUGACAUAGGAGAAGCAUGCUGGCGGCGAGUGCUUUUGUGCAAUUCCGAGAUGAAUGGCUCGCUUUCCCGCUUCCUUGUCUUACCUUCGAAAAUACGAUUUUUGCUCCUAUGUACUUACAAACUUGUAAACCUUGAAAUUUACGCGGCAAGAAAACGAUGGUCCAGAGGGUAGAAGAAAGAAAUCUGUAGCGACGGUGUCGUGAUCGAUAACGACAAAGACAUUUUCGUCUCGCGACACUUGCUUUGCCAUAAAGAAAGAGCUAAGAGAAAGCCAGAGAGAAAAAAAGACUCCUUUCCAUUACCGUAUUGCGUCUGUUAUGCCUGACAUAGUUCGCUAUUAAAGAAAAAAGAAAAGGGAAGAACAGGAUUCUCGCGAGGGAAGUAAAGCUCGGUGAAAACUUAGCGAAGAACCGGAUGCGGGGUAUGACGAGGAAGGGAGAGCGAGCCGGAGAGAAAGCUCGUGGAGAAUGGAUACGAAAGAUGGAGAAUAAGGAUUAAUCGAGGAAGAUAGAGAGAAAGGGAGAGUGUGAGAUAGAAUGAGAGGGUGGCGAGCGAGGGUGAGAGAAUGAAGAGGAGCGAUUGUAGAUUCGGAAAGUCACUUAGCCAGCAGACUGCUGUUCAUAGUGCCCUGUUAUAGUGGGUUCCCUAGGCAGAGCGGCAGAGACAUGAUCGAAAAGUGAAAAACGAAAGGUUUGAAAAGAGGAAAACCGAGCUUGUCGAAGGGAAAAGUACACACGGUGAGGGGAGAAAAUACGAGGAUGAAUUUCAAAGUCUUUUCUUUUUUUUCUGGAACAAAAACUUCGAUUUGAGAUUUGUUUUUCUCUCUUCGAUAGAUUUUAAAAAGGUUCUCAAUGAUACCAGAAAAUUCUUUUUAUGUAUCGGUAAAUUGGAAAAGGUACGAUCGCUCGUGAAUAUGAUUUAUUUGAAAAAAGAUGUCUCAAUGUUGAGAAUAUUUUGAAGGGAAUGGAUUUGAGGAAUGACAAAGUGCUCCGCUCUCUGCCCACGGGACCCUGAUCUAUUUUUCAGAAUACGCUAUUGUGAUUAUUACUUAUAUGAUAACAUUUAAAGAAAAUAACAAAAAAAGAAAAAAGAAGAAACCACUAAAAGCAGAAAAAACACCUUGUACUAUUGUUUAUUAUACGAUUCUGACGAUGAUUAUUUGUAAUGUUAAUAAUCUAUAUUAACGAUAAUUACCGCAUUAAUACCAUUAUUAUAUUUAGUACUAUUUAGAGAGUGAGGCUGCUACUAUAUUAAUGAAUUAAGUACUAAGUAACGGAUUAAGUAAUUCAUUAGACUUUAUAUAUAAAUAUAUAAAUAUUACUAAAAAACAUACUCUUCGCGUCGAACUGCGUUUAUCGGUUUUUCUCUUCGUAUACACGUUGAUUUCCUAUACAUAUACGGAAAUAUAUAUAUAAAUAUAUAUAUAAAUAUAAAUAUACAUAAAGUAUUUAAUAAUCACAGUACGACUGCCUCUGACUCGACUUAUUUUCUUUUCCGGCCGCGCUUGUUCAGUCGGCGUUUACGAGAACGGUUCUUUCGUUUUACCUAUUUACAUUCGACGACUACGUUAUUUUAUAUAUCGUAAUAGACAUAGACUGUACCACGAAAUAUUAAGUAAAAAUAAAUUUGAUUAGGUAAUACGA